Messenger RNA from Vavraia culicis subsp. floridensis, 918 nucleotides. RefSeq lists its product as uncharacterized. The transcript has a single exon. The record is from RefSeq and is a predicted model, not a curated record. NCBI's taxonomy places the organism in Eukaryota, Fungi, Microsporidia, Pleistophoridae. Bases 1 to 891 code for a protein of 296 amino acids.
AUGUCGCCGCGCGAAAAAUUUCUGUAUAUUGUGCUGUUUUUCACAUAUUCAUGUAUUAACGGCAUUUUAAGACAGAAAAUAAUCAAAAAAGACAUUCCGCGCUGUGUCAUCUCUUUCGUGCCAUCUGUGCUCAAAUACUUAUGCGCCCUGGCGUAUGCCAACACCCGUGUUUAUUACGACAGGCGUGUGGUAUUCACCUCGUUUCCCAUAUUUGUUUCGUCUCUCAUCUACUUAAUAGCCUACAAAGGAGUGAGCGCCGUAACGAUGGCAAUAAACGCGCCCUCAAGAAUUUUGUUUACCUACGUUAUAACAAGGUUGCUGUACGACAAGGUGUAUGGAUGGGACAAGAUUGCUGGUAUGCUGACCAUAUCGAUGGGAAUAUUGAUUUCUAACAGCGAUCUAUCGGCUCAUGCGAGCGAUGAGAUGGUGUGUGUCCUUUUGUUCCUGUUUGGUAAUUUCUUAAAUGCUGUGGGGCUCAUAUACUUUGACAGACAAUUAAGACACCAUAUCGUACAUUUCUGGGACUACAUGUACACCUAUUCCUUCACUCUUCUCAUAUUUAACAUCCUCCUGUUUCCGAUUGAGCUUCUGUACUUGAAAGAGAAAAAUGUUUUUGUCUAUCUCAAUGAUAUCGGGUUGCAGAUAUCGUUUAUCACCCACACAAUCGAAAUGAUUGCAUACGCAUACAUCUCCAUAGAGCUAGACCCACUGCAACGCAAUUUCCUUUCCAUUGCCAUUAAAAUUACGACCACGGUUGUGAACACUCUGAUUUUCAAGGACGAGAGGAGAAUUGCCAAGUUUAUUUCAUGUUCAUUGACAUAUCUGGGCAUUCUGAUCUAUGAAAAUAAGGCAUUGAAAGGUGUUCUCGUUAAGAAAAGCCCUAAGAAAUAAAAACGCAUUUUGUGUAUAUAAGCGGUU